ACGUUAAGUCGGAAUUAGUUUCGACUGUUCGAAAUUGUCUGGAGCAAAUAAAUCCGCCAUAGGUAUAAGCGCCAGGAUCGACCGACAGUGAGCCAUCGAAUAUAAACGAACAGUCCAGCUCUGUAUUAGCCGGGCAAUUUUACUUUCCGUUCCAUUCUUCGGCGUGGUAUUUGGUGUGAAUGCAGCCAGAGGACUCGGCCAUACCUCCACCUUCUCAUCGAAGUUUCUCACUUCGCUUUCACUGAGAGAAUAUACCGCCACGGUGACACAGUGCGCCAGUGAUUACGAAAACGUAAAGAUCGAUCGAGUCUUGAGAAACAAUGAGAGGUGUCGUCAUCACGCUUGUUGCCCUGUUGGGUGUCAGCCUUGCCGAUGUAUCUCACAUCGUCCCCCACAACAGCGGCGUCACUGAAACGACUUCGCCGUCACCUCCGUCACCCUACAGCUUCCAAUACGCCGCAGGCAGAUAUCCGGGUCACAUUGACCGCGUUCACCAAGAGGCUGGAGAUGGCGUUGGCACUAUUCACGGAAUGUACUCCUACGUCGAUCCGAAAUUCAAAGUGCGGACCGUCGAGUACAUCGCGGAUAAAACCGGCUUUCAUCCUCACCUGACGAACUUUGAGGAUACUCAGACCGUUCCGGUCGACUCCGAAGCCGUUCAACUUGCCAAGCAAAAACACCAGGCUCUCUACGAGCACAUUGCUAAUGCACACGCUCAAGGGGUUCCAGCAAAUGCACCGGCGGAAUCAGCCAGCGUUCUGCGAGCGAAGGAACGACAUUUACGACUUUAUGCCAAGAUUGCCGAUCAGCAUGCUGCCAUUGCUGCAGAAAGAGAAGCCGAACGUCUCGCGUUUGAAGCCACGUCUGUGGCUAACGAUGUCGAGGAGCGACAAAUCUACUAAUAAUCAUCUUUCGUUACGACGAUUCUCGAUCUUGACGCCAAGGAUGAAUAAACAACUCGAUUAGCUAUAUACACUAUGCCAGAUUUGUAUAGCUACUAGCGGUGAAAUUAAGCUAUAAUUAACGGUCAAUUUAACUCACUGGAUGAUGUUGCAUCGAUUUCUAUAAUAGUAUCACAAGUACGUCGCAACUUCAUUGAACUCUUUGAAAAAUUGCCCUAUAUCAGAUAAUUAAUAAUGUAAUAAAUCAAAUAUGUUAUCCAUUAUUCGUACAAAUUUAGUAAACGUUUAUGUUUUAUGCGAAUCCAA
Neodiprion fabricii is the source of this 1208-nucleotide messenger RNA. It is a transcript of the gene Cpr57A, whose product is annotated as cuticle protein 16.8. The coding region runs from base 321 to 902 and encodes 193 amino acids. The transcript is spliced from 4 exons. Lineage: Eukaryota; Metazoa; Arthropoda; Insecta; Hymenoptera; Diprionidae. Gene Ontology annotation, molecular function: structural constituent of chitin-based larval cuticle. Gene Ontology annotation, cellular component: chitin-based extracellular matrix. The record is from RefSeq and is a predicted model, not a curated record.